Messenger RNA from Mizuhopecten yessoensis (Yesso scallop), 1294 nucleotides. Its product is annotated as sex peptide receptor-like. The transcript has a single exon. Gene Ontology annotation, biological process: G protein-coupled receptor signaling pathway. Gene Ontology annotation, cellular component: membrane. Lineage: Eukaryota; Metazoa; Mollusca; Bivalvia; Pectinida; Pectinidae. The record is from RefSeq and is a predicted model, not a curated record. Gene Ontology annotation, molecular function: G protein-coupled peptide receptor activity. The coding region runs from base 71 to 1111 and encodes 346 amino acids.
UUCUACAAAUGAGACGUUCCUGGAGAAUUCGUUGAACUGCCUGCCGAUAUUGUACCCGUAUUGGUUCCCUAUGUACGGUGUUCUCUGUCCCCUCCUUGCCUGUACAACCCUUUGUACAAAUAUUCUUGUCACCAUCGUCUUUACCAUGAACCGGAUGCGCUCCCCGACAACCAUACUUCUCACAGCUCUCGCCGUCAGUGAUAUUUUGGCGGCAAGUGUUAUUACGCCAAUGUAUGUAUACUUUUACAGUAUGGGUAACGUGUUGAACUACCAAGACGGACUUCCGUAUCCGUUGUGUAUAUACCACAGCAUCGCUUACAAAAUUACCGCCGUUUUCCACGCGGUGUCAAUAUGGCUGACGGUUGUACUUGGUAUUCAGAGAUUCAUUGUUGUCGCAUUUCCGAUUCCAGGGAGACGAUUCUGGUCACAUAAAAACUCGAUCUUAGUAAUACUGCUGGUGUAUAUCUUGGUUCUAGGUGUCUACUCCUUGUGGUUUUUAGAAGACCGUUUUGAGGAGAGGACUCGGAUUGACGAAAGCGGUCUGGUAAUUCCUUAUUGUUUAUGUUACCAAGAAGAAGUCUUCAUGUUUGGUUACGGUAUAGAGAAAGUUGUGAAAUUCAUCCGCCUCGUUUUCGGACAAUUCUUUCCAUGUGUGAUACUAGUGUGCGCGACUAUCGCACUGGUCCAGAAACUUAUUGUAGAAUCCCACCGGAUACUGGACUUACACCGGGAAGAGGACAACGAAGUGGAGAGAACUGACUUCCGGUUGAUUCGUAGAACCACGGUAAUGGUGAUUCUGAUCGUUGUAACCUUUUGUCUAGUAGAAAUUCCAGUGAGUAUUGUGUUUCUCAUAGAUGUCUGUGACAUAAAUAUAAUUAAAAUCGACGCGAAAUUGGUUAUAGCCGUCAUAUCUAACUUUUGCUUAUUUAUAACAUACCAGAUUAAUUUCUGGAUAUAUGUUUGCCUCAGUAGACAUUUUAGAAACAAUUUAAGAAGACUUUUUCGUUUUGAAGUGAAUCAUCCGAGUCAAAACGGAUUUCACUCUGUGAAUUGUAAAUCCUACUAUUCAACACGUGUACUCAACAACAGACGCGUGUCUACGUUUCACUGACGCUUGUAGUGCCUCUGACGCCUGUACAGGUAUUUCAUUAACAAUAAACAUUCUGACCACCUCUAGGUCACAUGUCCAUAAUCAUGUCCUCUUCUAAUAUUUUGUAUAAUUGUAAUAUCAUCAAUCUAAUUUUAAUAUAUUUAUUAAUAUAGACAAUAUAUGUUUACGAGAAACUGGAAUAAA